Mastomys coucha (southern multimammate mouse) is the source of this 1196-nucleotide messenger RNA. RefSeq names its product chromosome unknown C19orf25 homolog (gene CUNH19orf25). The record is from RefSeq and is a predicted model, not a curated record. Lineage: Eukaryota; Metazoa; Chordata; Mammalia; Rodentia; Muridae. The coding region runs from base 252 to 581 and encodes 109 amino acids. The transcript is spliced from 2 exons.
UGCCAGAACGAAGUGGCGGUUCAGCAGGAAGCUGAAGCGGUGGCGGCCGCCUAGGUUCUUGGAACGGAGAUAGGCAGCAGGGUUUUUCUAGAGCAGACUGGCGCAGAGGUCGAGCCAAACUCCGAGGUCCUGGGAGGAGGUAAAGCGAAACGGAGUUUCGGCACAGGUCCAUAACGGGUGCGUAGGAAUUUGCGAGGUGGGAGGGCCAAGCCGAGAGUGGACCACCAGUUAGCGCGCGCUCCGCCUACAAGAUGAGCUCCAAGGCCAAGAAACGCGUAGUGCUGCCCACUCGCCCCGCACCUCCCACGGUGGAGCAGAUCCUGGAGGACGUCCGAGGGGCACCCGCCCACGAUCCUGUUUUCACUGCCCUGGCCCCAGAAGACCCCCCAGACCCAUCCCCAAGGGCUGAGGACUCUGAGAUACAGCAGGAGCAGAUCUACCAACAGAGUCGGGCCUAUGUGGCUAUGAAUGAGAGACUGCAGCAGGCGGGGGAUGCGCUGAGACAGAAGUUCGAUGGCCUUCGGCAAGCUGGUCAAAGGCUGGAACAGGAUAUCAGCCAGGUGACUUCAGCUACCUCCUAGAGCCCAGGUUACUCCUGAUGUCCUUGGUCCAGGCCUGGGCACUUGACAACCAGAGCCUCUGGGUCAACAUUUGCUGCCCCAACCCUGGCCUGGGAGACCCAGUGGCCCACUCUGCCAGCUUGCAGCUUUGUUCCCUCUUCCAUCCUUAAUGGCCUCUAACUCAUGAUGGGACAUGGGGACACCAGCCUAGAUUGCAUCUAGGACUUGACUGCAGGUCGGGGCUCAGAGCCAGUCUGCCCCAUAGUGACCAGCCUGCUCUUCUACCCCAUGUCACCCUGGGCAGUGAAGGUCUCCAUCCCAGCAUCCACAGCAGGUCAGCCACCAUCAUCUUGGCUGAGAGAAUGGACUGGCUACCCGCUUCCUAGUGCCUGGCUCAGGCCCUCCAGGGCCCCACUGCCUUCUCAGCUCUCCCUAGGGCUGGGAGGGACUCAACAAGGGGCUCUCCAUUCUGGGGAGUCCAGGGAUCUAAGAGGAGCCCAAAGGCCAGGGCCCUGUGUGUGUGGUGGACAUUGCCCCUUCUGAACCCGGGGUCUGUCUUGGCUCCUUGCAGAAGAUCACCACUCUUGGGAUGACUGGACUUUAGUUCUGGAAGAUUAAAGAUGUUUGAUGCCUAAA